AUGCAAUCGAUACUGCUUGUGACUAUUGCAUUCCUUUCAAAUGCAUUCGCUUAUCACGAUCCCGAUCUUAAUUACCAUUUGAGUCAGGUGCAAAAUAUUCAAGGAUGUGGUCACACUGGCUAUAACUAUGCAGCGCCUGCAAUACAGCUAUCUUUCCCGGAAGCAAAAGCCACAGCUGCCCCAAGGCUUAUUCAAGCAGAAGAGCUUUCUGCUUCUAGUGGCUAUAAGAACGCGGAAGGAUUCACACAAAAUGUACUUUUCCAAGCAUCUCCUCAAGUCAGUUAUAAGUCGCAGCCAGCUAUCUCAUACCAAGCACCAAUAGCUGCUGCGUAUUCUGGUUACUCAGCCCAAAGGGAACAGCAUGGGUAUGCUACUUCUGCCGGCUUGUCAGCAUCCGCUACAAGAACUGUAAUCCCACAAGCAACUUACGCCCAAGCUCCAAUAAUAGCGAAAAUAACUGCAGCACCAUUGCAAGCAAAAUUCACGAUAUCCCCACCUAGAACCACAUAUGUGUCCCAAAAUUUACUAUCACAACAAUCUUCUUAUAACUCCGGAUCGUCUGCAAGGGCUUCUUUAAAUUCAUUCAGUCAUGGAGCUGGUCCAGUUGUGUCUCAAGUAUACGCAGCGCCCUCGGCUGGUUAUACAACUUCGCCGGCACUUAAAGUGCAAUCACAACAAACAGUUCUACCAGCUUAUCAGUACCAAACUGCAGCGCCCUUAUCAGUGUCGCAAGUUUAUAAAGCACCAGUUGCGACUCAAUACUCCAAUUCUAUAGUUUCUCAUGAUUCAGCUCAAAGUUUAGCACAAUAUUCUGCGCCUACUUAUAGAGCUUCUAAUUUAGCUCAGCAAGCAGCAUCAGUACAAUACUCUUCUCCAGCUCAUUAUGUAGCACCAUCGGCAGUUCAAUAUACAGCACCACCCGCUCAAUACUCUCAAUACUCAGUUCCAUCUGUGACUCAUUAUUCAGCACCAGUCGUGACUCAAUACUCAAGAGUACAGCCUGCUGUACAAGCCUCGCAAUAUUUAGCACCGUCAGUAUCCCACCAAUCAGUUUCCACUCCAGAAGUAGCUGUAGCAAAUAUAGCUCAAGCCGUCAAGAACUCACAAGGCGCCAAAAAUGUGCACACGGAAUUCUUGGAGAACUACGACGCACAUCCUCGCUAUGCUUUUGAAUACGGUGUAAACGAUCCCCACACCGGAGACAUCAAACAGCAAAAAGAAGAACGCGACGGCGAUGUUGUUAAAGGUCAAUACUCUUUGGUGGAACCGGACGGUUCCGUGCGAACUGUCAACUACGUAGCUGACUGGGAGACCGGUUUCCACGCUAACGUUCACAAUAGUAAAGACAAGCAACACUAA
Molecule: messenger RNA, 1359 nt
Organism: Danaus chrysippus (African queen)
Lineage: Eukaryota; Metazoa; Arthropoda; Insecta; Lepidoptera; Nymphalidae
Source: the annotation of a GenBank genome assembly